UAGUCAUCCUUCGAACUGCGCCCUCUCUCCUACUUGCGCAUCUUUUGCAUAUUAAAGCAGGCAGUUGGUAACUGACCUAAUACUGCCAUCUCUUUCUUAACGUCAAUUAUACCCAACCAUUUAUUUUCCCGUUCUGCGCAACCCCGCAGCUCUUAUAACUCUCCCGCUCAAAAUACAUCAUGUCCUCUCAAGAUCCUCCCCGCGCCGAUGAGGACGCCUACAUUGAAGCCGAUGAGGCGGAGGAGAUCUUCAACCGCGAUGAGGACCACCCUAUGGAGUCCGAUCCUGAAGACGAAGAUCAGCCUAUGACGUACGAAGAACAAGAGAUCACCCUGGAGAAUGACUCUGCCGCCCAUUUCGAUAGCCAUACAGAUUCCGUCUUCUGCAUUGCUCAGCAUCCUAUCCACAACUCCAUCGUUAUCACCGGCUCCGGUGACGACACCGCCUACCUUUUCGAUUCGACACCGAAUACUGAGCGCCCCCUCCUCCCUCAGAGCUACGAGUCGAAUCCGCAACCGAGGCGGGAGCGAGACUCCUUGAAGCCCCUCCUGAAGCUGGAUGGCCAUUCCGACACCGUGAACGGAGUCGCAUUUACAGAGCCUAAGGGUGAAUAUGUUGUAACGGCAGGAAUGGACGGCAAGCUCCGUGCUUGGCGCGAUACCACCCCUCAGGGCACCGGGCUCGCAUGGCAAUACCUCGCCGAGGUCCAGGAAGUUGAGGAGAUCAACUGGGUCGCUGUCUGCCCUUCCGCGAAGGGUGACGAGGAAAAGAGCAACGUCAUUGCUCUUGGUGCCAACGACGGUAGCGCGUGGGUGUUCCGGAUCGACCACAAGGACUCCGCGGAGCCCAUCUCCAUCAUCCAAUCGUUCUUCCAGCACACUGGAUCUUGCACUGCGGGUGCCUGGACCCCCGACGGAAAACUGCUGGCGACUGUCUCGGAAGACGGCAGCUUCUAUGUCUACGAUGUCUUUGGCGCCGCUUCUGCUGCCGGCGUUGCCUACUCCGCUGGUACUAGCGCCGUUGUCGGGCUAACAGCAGACGACCAGCGCUUUGCCGUUGAGGGAGGACUGUACUCUGUCGCCAUUGCCCCGUCUGGCACCAUUGCUGCUGUUGGUGGUGCUGAAGGUCACAUCAAGGUGGUUGGUCUUCCCCGUCUAGCAGCCGGCGCUGCUGCUGGUAAGACGAAGAGCAGGGGAGCUCCCUCGCAGACGAGUGCCUCCGCUGCAGGCACCCUCCUCGCCUCUCUUCAGGCCCAGAGCGACGGUGUCGAGACCCUCUCUUUCUCUUCCCCUCCUUUGACCCUCCUUGCGGCUGGCUCCGUGGACGGCUCGAUCGCGCUCUUUGACACUGCUCAUCGCUUUGCUGUCCGCCGCCAUAUCAGAGAGGCCCAUGAGGGAGCUGUGGUCAAGCUUGAGUUCUUGCAGAACCGUGUGCCCGCCAACCCCUUGCCUCGUCCUAGCCCUCUUGCAUCUGCCACUGCUGGCCAAGGCCAACCGUGGUUGCUCACCUCUGUGGGCAUGGAUGGCAUUGUCAAGCGCUGGGAUGCACGUGGUGGAACUGCCGCUGCUGCCCAUGGUUUGUUGAAGGAAUACAAGGGUCACCUUGGUCUUAUCGAGAACUCCGAGGGUGAGCAGUCCGGCGGUAUCAUGGCUUUUGUCCAGAGCUCGGAUGGCAAGAGAGUUGUCACUGCCGGAGAUGACGGUAUUACGCUGGUAUUUGAGGAGUAAAUGUUUGAUGAAUAGACCAAAACACCUGUAUAGAUGCAAAUUUCGACACGUUAUGCGAAUUGAUGAUAAUGUUUCUUCUAAAUAACGAACAGUAAUGUCGCCCUAUUGGCUUCUACUCAA
This is a messenger RNA of Aspergillus sclerotioniger CBS 115572, 1847 nucleotides long. Its product is annotated as WD40 repeat domain-containing protein. Gene Ontology annotation, molecular function: protein binding. Bases 180 to 1727 code for a protein of 515 amino acids. The transcript has a single exon. NCBI's taxonomy places the organism in Eukaryota, Fungi, Ascomycota, Eurotiomycetes, Eurotiales, Aspergillaceae. The record is from RefSeq and is a predicted model, not a curated record.